This is a messenger RNA of Drosophila nasuta, 1083 nucleotides long. RefSeq lists its product as uncharacterized. The record is from RefSeq and is a predicted model, not a curated record. The transcript has 3 exons. The coding region runs from base 109 to 1047 and encodes 312 amino acids. NCBI's taxonomy places the organism in Eukaryota, Metazoa, Arthropoda, Insecta, Diptera, Drosophilidae.
CACUGAUCAAGUGGCAUAUUUCAAAUUUCCGCAGCUUUUCUGCGUAACAAGCGUGCAAAAUAGAACACAAUAAGUACCCAAAUGUAAAAGCGUUGGAUUAUUAUAAAAAUGUCGCAAAAUGCAUUAGACAAAUAUCCAAAAACGACAAUUGCUCAGCUCUUUGACAUGAGCAUCAAACCAUAUCUGUGCUGGCAAAAUUUUCAAACCGUUUUCAGCCUUUCUCCGUUGAGAAAACGUGUGCGCAUUGAUAUUGAAAAAUAUCCAGCAUAUGUGGUUUAUUGUUUUUUGGGCCAUGCUAGCCUCAAGAAUCUGAGUGCCGAGGAAAUGGCGACACUACAAACUUUGGCCUGUAUGGUAUAUAUGUUGCCCGAUAUUGACCCCGAUAUACGCAUAUCACGCAAUAAUCUGAUGUAUAGAGCUUUCCAGUCGAGUUCUUCGCUCGAACCGAUGCUCAUCCAUUACUUCACCGACAAUCUAGUGAAUCUCUUCCAGCAGAUAAGUAACAGCACUGAAUGCAUGUUGAACAUUGCCACCUUCAUCUCUCGCAAGACUUCCUUAGGACUCGCGGUGGCCGUUUGUUUGAUGUGGAGCAUUAUCUUUCGCAGCAACGGAAGCGACGUGGAAAUACAUCAAUUCCACGAUUUGAGUGAACUUAUCGGGAUACUGUCAACGCUACGCAUCGAAGACGUUGAGCCGCGCAUGUUCUAUAAUUUAAUGCACUCAAUUGGCUCUCUGCUGCACUUGACGCUGUGCAACAAGUGGCAGGAAUUGUUCAGGGCACACGGAUAUCCAGCCAACUACUUUCGAUUGCGGACACAGGACGGACGCAUGUUGCAUGCAUGGGUGGAGAAAGCAGAUCACUACUAUCGCGGACACACCAAGCUAAUUGGCCGUCGCAUCCGCAUUGUGGCAACCAAGGUGAUGGGCUCUCUGCAGUAUCUGGAGUCAAACUCCUCUGAAUGGUGCCUCAUCUGUCACAGUCGCUCUACCUAUGGUGUCUGUGUGCUGGGACAGAUCAACAAUCGCUUCGACUGCUCCAAAGUGUAGAAAGUAUGUAGUUGUAUUACCAAAAGCACAAAAAAU